Bemisia tabaci is the source of this 2779-nucleotide messenger RNA. Its product is annotated as selenoprotein F. NCBI's taxonomy places the organism in Eukaryota, Metazoa, Arthropoda, Insecta, Hemiptera, Aleyrodidae. Gene Ontology annotation, molecular function: oxidoreductase activity. Gene Ontology annotation, cellular component: endoplasmic reticulum lumen. The record is from RefSeq and is a predicted model, not a curated record.
AAACAAUAAACAUUGGAUCCGUGCAAGAUCGUGUGGUGUGCGCUCUCGAGCCGAAAAAUUUCACUUGAAUUUAUCCAGCUCUCUUUAUUUAGUUUCAACAAUUCCCUUUUAAUUAUCGCUGAACUUCUGCACUAUGAAAUUCUUCUUAUUUUAUAUUUAGUUCCAUUUCUUACUUAACUAAAUAUUGAUAUACAAUUUCUGUAGGCACUGCUCAACUACUUACCUACCUACCUGUUAAGAUGAUUUUACAACAUUUCAACUUGGUUGUUUGUAUUUCUGUGAUUUUUACCAAGAUUUUAGAGAACUGCGCAGAAUUUACUGCUGAAGAUUGCACAGCAUUAGGAUAUAACAAAGCAAACCUGUUGUGCUCUUCUUGUGAUCAACUCAGUAUCUUCGGGUUAAAUGUUUUAAAAGAGCAUUGUUUGGAGUGCUGUCAUCCUGGAGAGGCCCAAACAAGCACGAAAAAAUAUGCUAAGGCUAGGUUAGAAGUAUGCACCUGUAAAUUUGGAGCCUAUCCUCAAAUUCAAGCAUUUGUCAAAAGUGACCGGCCCAACAAGUUUCCAAAUCUAACCAUAAAAUAUGUCCGCGGUCUAGAUCCAAUCAUCAAGCUUAUGGAUAAGAAUGAUGUAGUUCAAGAGGUGCUAGCAAUUGAAAGGUGGAAUACUGAUUCAGUCGAAGAGUUUUUAAACACAUAUUUAGAAAAGGAUGAAAUGGAUUCGAAUGGAAAAGACUAUCUUGAAACGAAUCGAAUUUAAUACAGCACCGCAGGUCUCUUAUUUCUGCAGUAUCAGCUCCCAACCUACUUUAUUUUUUGGUCUUGCUGAUCACUCUGUUUCAUGAUCAACUGGCUGAGGGUUGAUGAAAUGUUUCAUUCCACAAUAUUUUGAGUGCUGUGCAUGAAAUGGUCACCUUAUCCCAGACUGUUGUAACUUGUCUCUUUCCCACAGUCAUUUAUAUUGGUGGUAGAGGAUUUUUUACACCAUUUAAUCUCCUCUCACUGAUCUCCCCAACUGAAUGUCCAAUUGAAGUUUUAUUAUGGGGUAGAGUUAAGAAAUUUUUACAGGGUGAGAUGCCUACAGUGUAAUUUUCCCUUCAUGAAAUUCGUGGAAAAACCAAUAAGUUGAUUGGAAAGUUCAAAAACUUUUUAGGGGAGAAAAAGCCUAGCAAAAUCUAACAAAUUAAAAGCUGACAGUCAAGUUGAUGCAGCAAGGCGAAGCCAGAAGCUGAGUUCAGCCAAUCAGGAAACGCCAUUUCCCUCGCCUGACCUUGUCAUCAGACUUUGCCAAAAAUUUCGUUUCUAACUGGUCCAUUUUUUGGCAUCUUCAAAAGCGAGUCUCUUUGUUACUUAGAGUUUGAAAAGAUCCGAAAAUAUUUCCGGAAGCUCAGUUCUUUCCACACUUUCAAAAAGUGAAUUUAAAAAAAUGGAUGCCUUUGACCCAUUCAAAAAUAUCCCAAAUUCUUUUUCAACAGUUUUCAAAUUUUUAAAUUUUUCUACAGGUUCUUGCAAACUUUUGACCAAGGGUAUGUGUGUGGUGGCAAAGAAUCAUGCAAGUGAGUGAUUACCCUCUUUGACUAGAACUCAAAAAACCAAUCGACGGUGAAAGUCGGCAGUCACAUAACUCGUUUGCGGUGUCUGUAAAUCUCCUCCUCUAUGUUAUGUUUUAAAAGGAGAACAAGUUGACAUCAUUCCUUGAAGUUUAUGCAGAAUUUUCUUCGAAAGAAAAGGAAAUUGCGGCAGUUUUAAAGAUUUGCGUGUUGAGCAGUUUUUCCCUUAAAAAUAAAGGAAGACAGGAAGUCUGUGACGUCAAAAACCGAGUUAUGUGAUUGCCAACUUACACCGUCGCAAUGCCGUGGGUGCGUUUGACUGAGAAUUUGUGACAGAAUUUUUGGACUUUGUCAGGUUUGGUGAGAAAAAGAGGCUCACAAGUAAUGCUUGUGUUGAAAAUGACGAAGUUGUUCUUUUUUGGCUAGUGGUAGAGAUGGUGUGGCUGGUUACAAAAGCAGCAUAUUGGACUAGAAGAGGCUUGCAAGGAAAAUGGAUAGGACUAAAAAGACGAUGAACAGUGAGGAGUCGUAAUAGCAACUUUGAUAAAACCUUUCAAAAUUUGUACGAAGAUCAGACGAAGCUAAUCAGAAAAGGAUGUUUUGAUGUGUUGGUACAUUAAUGGAAUAGAACGUCUAAGAAGGAUUCGAAUCCAAACUAAUAUUACUUUGUGGACUUAAUUGCCUUUUAAAAUAAAUUUGUAAAUUUUAGCCAGUAAGUUCUUCUUAUUCUUAUCAUACAAGGCAAUCUUUUUUUUUUUAGAUUUAACUAUACAAUCAAGUCUUUAGCAGAUGUUGUAUUGAAAAAAAAAAAAAAACUCUCCAUUGAAAGUUUGAAUUCUUAAGAAACUUUGUAUUCAGAUGUGUUAAGAGUAUCAAACACUCAAACGCGCUUUCAUCCAGCUCUGUUCACAGUCAUUCUUUUGUUUCAAGUUGUUUUUUUCUUUUUUCUCUCUCAUUUCUAUUUUAUUAAUCAAGUAAAUAUGCCAUUUGCUUAUUUACCCUGAGCAACUGUAACUUGUCUUGUCAACAGUCAAACAACCCCUUUUUCUGCCAAUGUUUUACAUUUUGGAGUUCCCAGUGAUUGUGCCUACUUUUUAGUUUUAUCAAUUUCUGCUGCCAAACAUAAUCAGUUUAGUUGUUUGUAAGGAAAUGAUUAGCAAGCCUUUUUUUACCAGAUCUCAUGUAAAUGAACCAUUUUCUCUUUUUGAUUGAAUAAAAAAUGUUCCAACAUUGA